AUGACAACUGGGCUAGCCAAUCAGGACACUGCAUUUUUCAAGGGCACUAUACAUUGAGCCUCCUCUCCCCAGCAGCCACACUCAACAUUCAGAGGCCUCCAGGGCCCCCUCUUCCUGGAGAAACCAAUUCAGGUGCCCCCCACUUUCCUCCAGGAUAACCAAAGGGAGUCCUCUUCUUGGAACGCUCAGGGCCAAGACCCAAGGCUCCGGUCACUCUGCUUAGAGCCCCCCCCACCCACAGGCCUGCACCAUGAUGCCAGAGAGACCCAGGAGUCCCUGAGAGUUCCCAGCAGCAGUCCAGGAGUCCCGUGCAGCAGCAAGAGCACCUUGACCAGCCUGCUGCCCUCCGGGCUGGACAAAUGCAGUGACAUCAGCCAGCUGAGCAGCGGGUACGAGGGGGAUGAGGAGAACAGCAAGGUCAGCCUGGUGAGCACAGGCCAAACAGUGCGUCUGAGCAGGAAGCACAAGACCCACACCAGCAGCCCCCAGACCCGCCAGCUGUGUGCCACCCACUCACCCAGCCAGUCGGACAGCGGCACCCACAGCACCCAGCAGCCUGGAGGGGAAAAGCGAGACCAGCUUGCCCAGCAGCCGUGA
Molecule: messenger RNA, 597 nt
Organism: Condylura cristata (star-nosed mole)
Lineage: Eukaryota; Metazoa; Chordata; Mammalia; Eulipotyphla; Talpidae
Product: chromosome unknown open reading frame, human C16orf82
Source: RefSeq, a predicted model, not a curated record